Molecule: messenger RNA, 831 nt
Organism: Oppia nitens
Lineage: Eukaryota; Metazoa; Arthropoda; Arachnida; Sarcoptiformes; Oppiidae
Product: putative methyltransferase DDB_G0268948
Exons: 2
Coding region: 1-831 (276 amino acids)
Molecular function (GO): S-adenosylmethionine-dependent methyltransferase activity
Source: RefSeq, a predicted model, not a curated record
AUGUCAGAUAAUCGUUUGUUUGAAGAUCCAAUUCAUGCCAAUAUUUAUGCUAAAUAUAGAAGUAUUGCUCCAAACAAUGUAAUCAAAAUAAUAAUAGAUUACCUAGGUGAAAAAGUUAGUCCAAACAAUUGGCACAUUGCCGUCGAUGUUGGCUGCGGUUCGGGUCAGGCAACCAACUCUUUGGCACAAUAUUUUCAUCGCUGUUACGGAUUGGAUGUGAGUGCGGCACAGAUCAAAGUGGCCACCGAUAGUCAACACCCUAUUAAUGUUGUCUAUGAAAUUUGUUCAGCAGAAAAUAUGUCAACAAUUGAUACAAAUAGUGUCCAAUUGGUGACAGCAUUUCAAUGUGUCCAUUGGUUUGACUUUGAAAAGUUUAUGCGGGAAACAACACGCGUGUUGGUUGAUAACGGUGUGGUAGCUCUGGUGGGCAAUCUGUUUGGCGAAGCAAUAGACCCGAACAAUCCCGAAGACAACAGUAUUAAUGGACUGUUAUAUGACUGGCGAUGCGAUCAACGAAUGCCACGAUUUUCGGACACAAAAAUUAAAGACAACAAUUAUAUGGACUACAAGUUUGAUGACAAUUAUGAAUAUAAAUACUUAGAUAACAUACGUCAACCUAAAAUAAUCACUUCAUUGGAUAUAAUCGGUCGACUCGAGUCCAGUUCACGAUAUCAGGAACUGUUGGCCAGAGAUCCCGAGUCAGCACAGAUGAUAAUAGAGGACUACAAAGACAGGCUAAAAGCAAUCUUAAAAAUUGAUAAUUUACUUAACAAACAAAUUACCGCUUAUUAUACAUAUUUUAUAGCAUUGGGACGUAAACUAACUAAUUAA